AUGUCGUCGACACGCCACUCUCAAGAUCGAGUCGACUUCAAAGAGAUGGACAGCACGAAGCAUGUCGAAGUCACUGAGGAUUUCACAUGGACGAAGGAUGAGGAGGCCAAGUUGGUCCGCAAGAUCGACCUAUUCCUGCUUCCCACAAUUUGGCUGAUGUAUCUGCUAUCGUACAUGGAUCGCACGAACAUUGGAAAUGCGAAAAUCGCCGGUAUGGCUGAUGACCUUUCCCUCAGCUCCGAGCAAUACUCCAUCGCAUUGGUUGUAUUCUUCGUUACCUACGUCGUCUUCGAGCCGCCAUCCAACAUGCUGUUGGUCCGCCUCAAGCCUUCCGUCUACCUGCCUGCCAUCAUGAUCAUCUGGGGAGCAUUGACAUGCUGCAUGGCCGUCAUCCACGAUUUCAAGCACCUUGUCGCACUCCGAAUCCUCGUUGGUGUUUUCGAAGCCGGUUUCGCCCCGGGUAUCCUCCUCAUUAUCUCGUCCUGGUACAAGAAAGAUGAGCAGUCGAAGCGCUUCGGUGUAUACAUGUCUGCGGCUAUUCUCAGUGGCGCAUUUGGCGGUCUUCUUGCAGGUGCCAUCACUGGCGGUAUGGAGGGUACUGGUGGUCUUCGUGGAUGGCGAUGGCUUUUCAUCAUCGAGGGAGCUGCGACUAUUGUCUGGGCUAUUUGCGCAUACUUCAUCCUGCUGGAUUUCCCCGCCAACACCAAGCGACUCACCGACCGCGAGCGCUCUAUCGCUAUCGCACGCCUCAAGGAGGGCGGUGUCCAAACACAUACCGAAGGCGAUGAGAGAAUGGGCAAGGGUAAGUCCUUCCGCCUGGCUAUCUGCGACUGGAGGACUAUCUCCUUCAUCCUUGGUUACAUGGUCAUUGUCGGCUCCUCCACCCUCUCGUACUUCUACCCAACCCUCAUGACCGGUCUCGGAUACACCGACACAGUCACCGCUCAAUACAUGACCGUCCCCAUCUACGCCGUCGCCUUCGUCUGCACAGCAGUCACAACCUACUACGCCGAUGCCAUCUCCAACCACCGUGGUCUCGUCAUCGCAGGCUGGCUCGGUUUCGCACUCAUAACUUCGAUCUGCGUACUGUUCGUUUACGAGUUCAAGGCACGAUACGCGCUGCUUGUACUCAUGGCCGCUGGACUCUGGUCUUCCAACGCCGUUUCGCUAUCUUUCGCUAGUGCGACUUUCGGAUCCAUGCAGCCGGAAGUUAGGGCCAUUGCGAUUGCGCUUGUCAACGCGAUGGGUAACCUUGCGCAGAUCUACGGCGCAUAUCUCUUCCCUGCUGACGAUAAGCCAAAGUACCUCAUGGGCUUCGGCGUCAUUUCUGGUAUGCUGGGACUUGGUAUCGCAGUAUACAUCUCCCUUCACAUUGCUCUGAGGAGGAAGGAGGGAAUCACAGCAUUCUUUUGA
Messenger RNA from Alternaria incomplexa, 1413 nucleotides. RefSeq lists its product as uncharacterized. The record is from RefSeq and is a predicted model, not a curated record. Lineage: Eukaryota; Fungi; Ascomycota; Dothideomycetes; Pleosporales; Pleosporaceae. Gene Ontology annotation, biological process: transmembrane transport. The transcript is spliced from 4 exons. Gene Ontology annotation, cellular component: membrane. Gene Ontology annotation, molecular function: transmembrane transporter activity. Bases 1 to 1413 code for a protein of 470 amino acids.